AUGUUUCGUAGAAUAUCAUCGACUUCAUGUGCAUUUAAUGCUCCAUUUCUUGUUAACGCUAGACGUUUUUUAAUCCCUGAAGACCCAUUGGAACGGGAAAGGGAGAAAGAAUUGCGAGAAAAGGUACUUCAAAGAUAUCGUGGAAUGAAAAUACCAGAGAUGGUUAAUUUUCGUUAUGGUCACUUCGCUUCAGAGGAGGGUGCAACAGCUUCUGCUGCUUCUCAAGCUUAUUAUGCAGCUAAUGGUGGUUUACCAAUUGGAGGAGCUGGUUCAACCGGCAGACAAGGCGUAGACUGGCUUAUGCUUUUUACUGGUUGUGCACUGGUUUAUGUGACAUCAAAGUUUAUGUUACGACGUUUUUCAGGAGGUGAUAUGGAUGAUGUUAGCAUACCUUUAUGGACUGCAAGUCUAGAUGUACAAGCAAAAUAUUUACUGUUUUCAAUUCAAUUUGACGUAACAGCUCGUGAAGAAAUUAGAAAAUCUUAUCAUAAUGUUCGUCAGGCAAAUCCUUUUACAGAUUUUUUUCAGUGGUUAAGAUUUCGACAUCCGGAAUUUGGACAAGGUAUUGUUUACAGCUAUGAUGACGCUGUUGAAACUUUGACUACCAUUCUUUCAAGCGGUAAUUCUCAAACUUUGAUGAUUUUGGCUCGUGGUGUUCAAAAUGCUCUUAGAAAAAAAGAUGGUAACCCUGCCCAACGAAUUGAUGAGUUCCUGAUUAGUUUGGGAGCUUUAGCAAGAGUGAAAAGAAUGGAAACAAAUACUUUGGUUCCCGGAUAUGUACAACCUACACUUCUACCUCCGCAACCUACAGUAGUAUAUGGUACUGAACCCACAACUAUUCAAAAUGCCCUUGAUGCAACUCCAAGCGAACGUCAUAGUUCUGUUCCUUUCCAGUAG
Messenger RNA from Trypanosoma theileri, 897 nucleotides. RefSeq lists its product as uncharacterized. The record is from RefSeq and is a predicted model, not a curated record. Bases 1 to 897 code for a protein of 298 amino acids. NCBI's taxonomy places the organism in Eukaryota, Euglenozoa, Kinetoplastea, Trypanosomatida, Trypanosomatidae. The transcript has a single exon.